Messenger RNA from Melampsora larici-populina 98AG31, 408 nucleotides. RefSeq lists its product as uncharacterized. The transcript has 2 exons. NCBI's taxonomy places the organism in Eukaryota, Fungi, Basidiomycota, Pucciniomycetes, Pucciniales, Melampsoraceae. The record is from RefSeq and is a predicted model, not a curated record. The coding region runs from base 1 to 408 and encodes 135 amino acids.
AUGUCUCGAAUUUUGUCACAUCUGUUUAUCAGUCUUACUAUCUUAUUGAUAUCGCUCAUCUUGGCUGGGUUAGGGGUUGAAGGGUUCAGUUUGGCUAACAGCUGCACAGUCUGCCAGUACGAUGGAACAGCUUAUAACGCCAGCAGCGCUACUGAAACCGCCACUGACCUGUGCAUCAACGUCAGGAGUGAUAUGGGUGUCGCUUGUGUCAACAGGGGUUGGUAUACACACUUUAGGGACCACAAACAUGGAGGUCAAAAGACAUAUUGUCGACUUAAAUGUCAGAAUCCAAACACUCCUUGUAGCAGUCACUUGACUGAACCACCCAACCCUCCAUCACAAAAAGGACCACAUGAAUCGCUUAUCGGGGGUGUUCACAUGCCAUGUAACCAAUGGCCCAUUUCUUGA